UUUCAGGUCUUUCAUGGUCCUACAGCUUCUCUUCUUCAACAACCACUAUUAAACAGCAAAGCUGUAAUGUUAAAAAAUAGAGACACAACAGUAUAUUUUUCUUCUAUUUUUACAACAGUUUUUAGUAGAGUUGCAUCAGUUGCACUUUCAUAAGCUUUUUCAGUAGAGUCCUCCUUGGAUGUGUUGUUGCACUUUCCCUCAGUGAAGUAUAGAAUCAUAAGAAAACAGAGCUGGAAGGGAACUCAAGAGGUCAUUUAGUCCAGCCCCUCCCCUGAACAAGGCAGGACCGUCCCUUUCUAAACCAUCCCAGCCAAGUGUUUGUUUAACAGCUCCUAAAAUCAUCCAAUGAUGGAGAUUCCUCAGCCUUUCUAGGUAGUAUGUUCCAGUGCUUACCCACCCUCCUACUUAGGAAGGUAUUUUCUUAAUCCAACCAAAUUUUUAUUUGUAAUUUUAAGAUUUCCUAAUCCUGUCCCGCGCAGCCACACAGAACAGCCUAUCACAGAGGUCAGCAACCUAUGUCCUGUGGGUUGGGUCCAGCCUGUGAAGAGCCUGGAUCCAGCCAGCAAAGGUCUGAUCCAAUCCAAGUGUUAAGAAUGUUGACAGAACUAAACUUGGGAAACAAUAUCUUUGAGGAAGUUCCAGAACAGCUGAAGUAUCUCAAUUCACUACAGAAGCUUCACUUAUUUGGAAAUAAAAUUGCUACAAUAUCACCCACAAUAUUUGAUGGAUUAGAAAAAUUGACGCUUCUGAAUUUGAACAACAACAGGCUUAAAUAUCUUCCUCCAGAAAUACACAGGUUAGAAAAUCUGGAAUACAUGAGUUUAAAUAAUAAUCAGAUAGGAAGUAUUCCCAAAGAGCUAUGUUCCCUGGAAAAGCUUUCUGAACUCCAUCUGUCCUACAACUGUCUUAUCAUGGUACCUGAAGAGAUUGGAUACAUGACAAACCUCAGGAUGCUGUGCUUGUCAAGAAACCAGAUAGAGGUUCUUCCAGAUGGGCUUUGUAAACUGAGGAAACUAAGAAUUCUAGAUGUAGCGGGAAACAGAAUUCGGGUGUUUCCAACAGCAAUGGAAGACCUUCUGUUGAUGGGACUGAAGGAGCUUUACUGUGAAGACAAUCCAUUGCUUCAGAAACAGCCUGUUUGUGCCAUACAAGAAGAAGAAAUGUUAUCUCUUACUGAAAUGACGGCAAGAUUUAUUUUGAGAGAGCUGAAUGAAAAGGAUUCUGUUCUACAGACAGCAGUCAAACAGAAUCAAGAAGUGGGCAAGCUGCUCUCUGAAAAAUGUGUGUGCGCUGUUUGUGGGCAAGCAUUCCUGACAACACGACUGGAAUGUGUGUGUUUUAUGCAUGUAAAGCAGAAAAUGAAGAUAAGCAGGAACAUUCACCUCUUGCCUGUAAGGAAGUUGAUAUGCUCUUUCCAGUGCUUUAAUCUUCGUGACCAUGGAUUCUUCGGAGUUGCUGAAUCCUAGAGCAGGCAGGGAACGUACCCAGUACAUCAGAUUUCCCUUCUUGGCAUUGUUUACACUAACUGUUGAAUCUUAAGAACCAGUGUUGCAUCUGUGCUCAUAUUAAAAUGUACACACCAUAUAUAGAGAAAAUUAAUUGUACAGAAAUGAUCUGACCUCAUGCAUAAUACUUCCAUACAAGUGUGUAAUGAUGGUCUAUUUGCCAGAUUUUGCUCUUAAAAAUGGAUGAAUGAAGCAGAUAACAGUAUUUAAAUAUGAUACAGUUUUAUAGUAUAAAUUGUAACCAACAAAUCUACUGUGGCUUUUUUAUUAACAUGCCUCUUUUUAUGGUUUUGUGUUUUAUAUGUGACAUUUUAAUUCAGAUUUGUUUUUGUGAGGAUUUUAAGUUCAAAUUUUAGAUCUGCAAAGGAAAAUUUGGAUGUGUACCAAGUGAUUUGCUCUAAGUUUUUUUUCCUCAUGUUAUUUCAUUACAAGUCCCAUUUUCCAGGAGUUUAUAACUUGGCAUACCAAUGUCUUGGCACAAAAGCAAAUAUAUAACUGUGUUUUAAAAAUGAAAAAAAAAUAUUGCCAGGCUUAACAUUUUUUUUUCUUGAUCUGUUUUAACUGUAUAGAAGGACUUAUAUCACAUGGAAAACUUUGGUGAAACAUGCUGGAAAUCAUUGCUCUUGGAUGUCUUUUAGUCUCUAGAUUAUUUUCUUCCCUUUUGAACUCUUAUAGAAGUAUUUAUAUGGAAACAGAAAUUUUUUAAACUUAAGAAUGUGUCUAUUCCUGUUUCUUUUUCCCCUCACCUAAAAUUGUAAUCCUUUUAUGUGCUAUGUCAUAAUCCUCUCCCUGUCAAAUAAUUAUGAAGUUAAAGUAAAUUCUCCAGUUUAGGAAGGUGUUUAUGCAUGGUCUAAAUCAGGGGUAGGCAACCCUCAGCACACGUUCCACUUACUGGCACAUGAAGACAUUUUCCUCGGCAUGCCAGGAGGUGUGCUGAGCAAAUUGUUAAAAAAAAAAAAAAAAAAAGUUUUUAAAUUGCUACUCCUGGCUCUUUCAAGAGACUUAGGAGGAGAUGCUGCCUGAUGAGCCCUCAGGAGGAGCUAUUAGGGGUGGGGGAACCCUUUCUGCGGCUCUCGCUGUACCAUCAUCAGAGGGGCAGGCUUCCCCCCCCAGCCACACUGGGUGGUGGUUGCUGCAGCCCUGCCCAGCCUGCCCUGAUGCAUCCUCCCACAUGCUGCCUGGGGGAUGUGCCUGCGUAUGGAAUAGUAAAGGAUGGGCAGUGGAAACAGGGCUGCCAGCCACCCCGUGCCAGGCACAGCCAUGGUUGGGGAGCAGGGAGCAGCAUCACCAUCUCCCAAGCUCCUUGUGGCUGCUACAGCUGCUUCAGACCACUUGGCAGAGGACAGCCCAAGGUGAGAGCUGCGGGGCCAGGAUUGUGCUGCCCCUACUCCCCUCCCCUCCCAGCCUAUGGUGCUGCCUCCUUCUUGUUGCAACACAGCUGUAGCCCUAGGGCAGGGGGCUCAGCCUAGCCCAGCACAGUAACCCCCCGCCCCAGGGAGGAGGCAGCUGGCUGAUGGGCAGGCUCCGAGCCAGGGCCACGGCAGGCCACACUGCAGCCCAGGAGCCGGCUCCUUGGGAAAGCAUAGAGGCUGUGGUGGGCCUGGGGCAUUGUCAGGUUGGUCUUUGUCCUGUGGCCCAGCAGCCUGGCUGCAUGCGUGGGUGUCUUUGGGGGGAGGAGGGGUUUGCGUGUGCGCAUGUGCAUGCACAUGUUUGGUUCUGUGUGUGUGCAUGUGGUAUUUUUGUGUGCGUCUGUGUGUGCAUGCACAUCUGUGUGUCUGGUUCUGUGUGUUUGUCUGCACAUGUGUGUCUGGUUUUUGUGUAUCUGUGCAUGCAUACACACAUGUCUGGUUCUGGGCAUGUGUGUAUUGGGUUCUCUGUGUGCGUUUCCUUGCAUGUAUCUGGUUUUCUCUCUCUUUCUCUUCUCUCCUUUUUUUCUCUUUCGUCUCCUUUUCUCUCUCUCCUCUUUUUCUCUUCUUUCUCUCUUUCUUCUUUU
Molecule: messenger RNA, 3498 nt
Organism: Alligator sinensis (Chinese alligator)
Lineage: Eukaryota; Metazoa; Chordata; Crocodylia; Alligatoridae
Gene: LRRC69
Product: leucine rich repeat containing 69
Exons: 8
Coding region: 516-1466 (316 amino acids)
Molecular function (GO): protein binding
Source: RefSeq, a predicted model, not a curated record